Molecule: messenger RNA, 543 nt
Organism: Colletotrichum abscissum
Lineage: Eukaryota; Fungi; Ascomycota; Sordariomycetes; Glomerellales; Glomerellaceae
Exons: 1
Coding region: 1-543 (180 amino acids)
Source: RefSeq, a predicted model, not a curated record
AUGGAGGCAGCUCUCUGGAUCCGCGUCGAAUUAGUCGGGAUAGUCCUCGCCGCCGGGGCAAAUGCGCAACAGAAAGAUCGAGACGGGCGUGUCGCUGCAGAAUUUGCCGAGGAGAAUGAGAGAAUCGAUGAAGAGAGGGAGUAUCGACAUGUCGACUACGCGGAGAAACCAUUCAAGUCAAAGAGUCGUCUAAGACAUAUCAGGGCACUUCUCGGAGUUGCGCCUCCUUUACAAGCCCAAGUCGCCAAGUCCGAACUCGCCAAUUUGUUCCAACCCCGGUUUGUAAAAUCGCCAGUCGCGAAGACUGCUCUUUUGAUAAAUCCGAGACGAGACAUCCCAAUCGCGCAACAGGAUCAGACAAUAAGGGUUCUCCUCCGAGGCAGACUAUUUGAGCCGGUUUUUGCCGUUGGCGGUUGGACUAGUGGUGGCUCCCAGUCCCCGUUUGGUGGCAACGAUUACAGCAGGCUGGACUCCAACUACUGGGCUCACAAGACGCUGAGCUUUGCGAAGAGAAUCGGGUUCACUUUGAGGAACACGAGUUAG